AUGCUGGGCUAUUACUUCUGUGUGAAGAAGGCACUUUGGGUGUUACUUAUUGAUGACGCCAAUGGUAAACAAAUAUGGAUGGUUUUACAAAAGGAACGAGGAUUGAAGAGAUUUCGACAGGAUGGUUGGGAGUCUGUUUACCUGGCUACAGAAAGGAUUCCCUUGGCAUACGAAGCUGCUGCAUUAGAGAUUCAUUUGAUUCAAUAA
Molecule: messenger RNA, 207 nt
Organism: Schizosaccharomyces osmophilus
Lineage: Eukaryota; Fungi; Ascomycota; Schizosaccharomycetes; Schizosaccharomycetales; Schizosaccharomycetaceae
Exons: 2
Coding region: 1-207 (68 amino acids)
Source: RefSeq, a predicted model, not a curated record